This is a messenger RNA of Zootermopsis nevadensis, 7053 nucleotides long. NCBI's taxonomy places the organism in Eukaryota, Metazoa, Arthropoda, Insecta, Blattodea, Termopsidae. The record is from RefSeq and is a predicted model, not a curated record.
CUUUUUAUUGCGGAUGAAUAUAUGAAUUUGAAUUUUGUGUGAAUCUGUAGUUGGUGUUGGCUUGGGUUGCGUUGCGUUGCGUUGGUUGUUUGUGUGAGGAAAUUAAACGUGUUUAUGUUGUUUGAAGUUGUUGAUAUCAGAAGCAAGUUCAUGACGAUUGUUUAUAUUUAGCAUUAAGUGUAACUAGUAAGAGACUUUCUCUGGCUGCUUGUCGGUAGUGAAACUUCACACUACUGAAGAACAGCAGAUAAACACAUGCAAGUUGUGUUACCAAAAAGUUGCUGAUGUUGGAAGGGUUUACCACAUCUGUAAACAAAGGGAAAAUUUCCUUUGAUUAUAUAGUAAAUCAACUAUAACACUUUCCUUGAUAAUCUUAAAGAGCUUACUGUUGUAUUGGUCAUCACCAUAUUGUUGUGAUCCACACUUGUAAAAAAUGAUAGCACGUGGACAUUUAAUCUUUAUAAAGCAUAAUGGCAGAGAUGGAUCGAUCUAUCCUGUUACAACACCAACCUGCUCUGUUGGUAGAGGAUACGACAAUGACAUAAGAAUUUAUGUGCAAUCUGUCUCUGAAGUGCACUGUGAAAUUUGUACAUCAGAUUUUCAACCGGCAGUACUGAAGAAUUUAAGCAGUAUCAAUCCAACUAAAGUUAAUAAUGUGUCAAUUCGUGAAAAUGAGCACUAUCUAGAACAUGGUGAUAUGAUAACUACCGGUGAAAGGUCUCUUCGAUGGGAAUACCUCCCAGGGUCUCAAUAUUACUUGCCUACUAACACAAAGAAUGCUAAGCCUCUUUCGAUGUCCCCAUUGCGUGGAAGUACUGGAAUGGUUGGCAUGCCUAUGUCUGCAUUACAAAGUACCCUAGGCAGCCAACCUUUUAGUAGACGGUCUGUAACAGAUAAGAAGAUAAAAUUGUCUCCUGCCUUAAUGGCCUCAAAUGGACAAAGUGCAUCUAAACGUCUUGUUGCUAUUGUUAGUCCACAAAGAAGACCACAGACAGAGAAGAAGGCAGCAGGUACUGUUACAAGUGUAAGCUCACCUGCUGAUAAAACUGUGGCAGAAUUGAGGAACCAGCCUUCUAACAAGAAAAAAGAUCCUACGCCAUCAAAGAAAGAGUACAGUAAAUCUGCCAUGAAAACAGCUGUGUCAGAUAUUGGUGUAAAGAUGCCUGGUAAACGGUCGUGGCAGACAUUGGUGACCAGCAGAAAAGCACCACUAGUAAAUGCCAAGGCUUGGAAAUCUGUUGGUGGCUCAUCAGUGUCAAGAGUAAGCCGAAUUCCAUCACGUUUGAAAUCUGUACCCAAACUCUCGAGUGCUAGAACACCUCAGAAAAGUAGGAAGUCAUGUGGAAACUUCCAAGUGAAGAAUACAGUAUUGUCCAUGAAAAAGACAAAAUCUGAACAGAAGGUAACAUUUACUGUAUCAGAUCAAGAAAAGAAAAGGAAACUUGAAUCUGGACUUCGUUCAGCAGAAAGAGCUGCUAAAAAGUUGAAAUUAGAGAGCCCAAAAACACCUGAUAAAAAGAAGAUGGCUGCCCUCCUAGUGUGUCAUGGGAAAGUUUCACGUCCAAAGACUCCACAGUUUGUUUCCAGUUUCCCUCAACCAGUGGAAGACACAUUAAAAGUGGAAAGGAAGAGUGGGAUACAUACCACAGCAGCAAAAUCUGGAAGUGCAGUACGUAAGGCUGCCAGGAAAACAUCAGAAAACUUGCAGUCAGAAAUUCCAACAGAUUUCAACUUUGGUUCCAACACUCUUGAUCUGGAUGUAUCAUUUGGUGAAAAGAUCAAAGAGAGCCCACUCAGAUCAUCUCAGAAAAGUCGUAGAAGCCGCAUACUGAAAUUAGAGCAGGCUGUUUCACCUAAACUUGAAGAAACUGUUAACAUAUCUGGUGUUGCUGAACUUUUCAGUUCUCCAGUGAAUGUAUCUAGUAAACAGAAGAUUGCAUCCAUUACUUGUGAUAAUGGACAUACUCCAGCUGCAGAAAGAGAAUUGAGUGGUAUAUCUGCAUCUCAUCUUACACCUGACUCUUCAAGAUCAGAAAUUGGUUUCAGCUCAGGCAAGAAAACUCCUAAACAUAGUGUCCAUCAUUCACCCUUUGGGAAACGCUUGAAGAAAACUCAGCGGUCUAAAUCAGCUUCUGACAGUGAAGAUGUAAAAGAUGCUGAGACUCAUCAGUCUAAUCUUGGCACUCCUCAUGCAGGCAGAAGGUCCAGAUGUAUAAGUCUAAGCACUCCUGAAACCAAUGAUCUAACAAACAAAACAUUAUCUGCAAGGAAAUCAGGGAUUUUGUCUGUGAAGCAAACUCCUAAUUAUGGGUCUCACUGUUCUGGCACAACAAAGUCACCAGAAAUGGGAGAGAAAGCGAGAUCAGUUACUUCAAGCACUCCUAGUCCUAAACAAACCACUUCAGGAUGGAAUUCAAGGAGUUCAUUAAUUGCCAUGCAGUCUCCAAAGUCUGUUGAGUCAACUUCAAUAUCACCUCCAGAGACUGGAGAUAAAGGUGUAUCUGUAUCUCAAGGUACACCUGCUUCUAAGUUAACUGCUUCAGUAAGGAAGUCAAGAAGUUCAGUAGGUAUUCAUUCACCAGAGUCUUAUGAAUCAGAUUCAAGAUCAUCACCAAGGACUGGAGAUAAAGGAAAGUCUGGUUUUACAAGCUCGCCUGCAUCUGAACGAGCUGCUGCAGCAGGAAAAUUGAGAGGUUCAAGAGUUGUCAUGCAAUCUCCUGAGGUUGGAGGUACUGGAAACUCCUCAACAAGAAAAAAAAGGAAUGCAAAUAGCGCCAUUUUGUUUCCAAAGGCUACAGAUCAAAAUUGUACUUCUGUGAGAACAUUUUUAAGGUCUCCUGCUGGGCAAGAUCAUGAGGAAGUGAUACCUGUAUCAGACUUAUCUAUGUUGAAGCAGUCAUCUCCAAAUGCUGUUGCUUUGGUGUUGGAUGAAGGCCAUGGAUCUUCUGGCUCAGGAGUUUCAAAAUCUUCAGAGAAACAUAUGCACAGAUUGCCCAGAUCAGAUAGCACUUUGAAUGCUGUUACCACCCAGAAUUGUGUGUUGCUGCAAGAAUCUGGCUUUUCAUAUGAUUAUAAGAGCAGUUCACCAAAGAAGCGAGUUUCAGAGUCUUAUGAGAACCAGACGUUACCAACUCCAGAUUCCGUUAACACAACUUUUGAUUUUGAUUCUGUAAAGACUCCUCAUAUUUCUGUAGAAAAAUUUGUGUCGCCACUUUCCUCAAGUAGGAAACGAAAGAGUUCGACGUUACAGGUAGUGAGGAAUGGACAACAUUUUCAGAAGCUUAUGGAAAUGUCACCAAAGAAUAGUCUUGGUAGAGUCCAAGAAUUUUCAAAUAACUCUAGAAUUUUAAAAUCAUGCAAAAAUGAUUUUUCAGAUGUUAGUGGUGUGCAACAACUUCCUGAAACACAAAGCAGUCCGAAAUCUCCCACAAAUGAUACGUCAGAUGUGCAUAGAAGAAUUGAACUUACAAAGGCAUCAGGGUCUCCAAAAUCUACAAAUUACUUGACAGAUAUGUUUAUAGCUAAGCACCUUUCAAAGGUCCCAAGGCAUCCAAAGACUCCCAAAAAUGAUCUGAAAGAUGUUUCUGGUGUGAAACAGCUUAUGAAGACUCCAAAGUCUCCUAAGAAUGAUUUGAGCGAUGUUCGUGGUGUGAGACAACUUAUGAAAACGCCAAGGAGUCCAAAGUAUCCCAUAAAUGAUCUGAGUGAUGUUCGUGGUGUGAAGCAGUUAAUGAAGACACCUAAGAGCCAAAAGUCUCCUAAGAAUGAUUUGAGUGAUGUUCGUGGUGUGAAGCAGCUAAUGAAGAUACCUAAGAGCCAAAAGUCUCCUAAGAAUGAUUUGAGUGAUGUUCAUGGUGUAAAGGAACUUAUGGAGACUCCAAGAAGUGUGACGUCAGCUACAGAUUACUUAACAGAUAUUGAUGUUCAUGAGCUUGGGAAAGCUGUAACACUUGGUGGUGAUUCAUCAUGGACAGAAAGUAAACCAAAAUUUGAUAGUUCUGCUGUAAGUGGGGAAGUGUCUUCUGUGGCCACAAGGACACGUCGCAAACAGGCAUCUGGGAUGGCAACCCCCAUCAAGCACUCUCCAGAAUUUAUCAAAACAGAUAUUAAUGAAGCAGGCAAAAGUGGUACAGAAAUGAAUGCUGUGCAGAAGAAUGUCCAUUCACCUGAAGAAGUAAAGACAAGUAAUGCAAGAAGUAAACGUAAGAGAAAUGAACCACAUAGUACAUUAAAAGCUGAAGUAGCAGAUGGAACCCCAAAACCACUGUCAAAGAAGCAAGGGCAAAAGGAGAAGGUGGAAGAUGUUGAGGACCCUUCACCAGGACGGCAUGUUGAUAUAUUAGCCGGGUCCUCUGACAAGUCUCUUGCCUCUGGCAGAUCACAAAACAGAGUACAAUCUAGUGUUCCCAGUAGCCCAACCACACCAGUGGCUAGAGUUACAAGGAGGAAGAGAGGUGUGGCUACUGCUGAAGUUAAAUUGCCAGCCUCUCCGCCUGAAACAAUCAAAACACUGAGGUCAAGACGAAAUGUAGCGAAAACAGAAUCUGCUACAGCAUUCGAAAAAGCAAAAGAAGAUACAAGUGAUGUGCAGGUCUCCUCUCCACCUGCUAGGAGAACCCGAGGUAAAAAGUUGACUUCUGCUGUUGAAAUUUCAUCUCUAAAGAAAAAAUCAUGUAACGCAGACACUGUAGAAGUGGAAUCACCUUUUCCUUCCAAAAUGCAAUUGGGUGCUAAUGUCAAUACUGAUAAGGAAGAGUUCUUUCCUGCCAGAAGCAAAAGGAAACUAUAUGGCAGUGUGAACACUGGUUCUGAAUUAUCAUCACCCCUGAAAGUAAACGAAAGUACGAGUGUGAUAGUUGAUACUAUACCAUCGCCUCCUAGAAGACUACGGGGAGCAAUUGUUACUACCAAAGUUGAAAUUCCUCAGUCACCAGUUACAAGAAAGACUAGAGGUAAAUUGACUGUGACACCUGCAGUAACAUCAUCACCAGAUGUUAGUACAGUGCCAGUGGAAAACCAGUUGUUUUCAACUACUAGCAAGCAGCCACCAGCCAAUAGUUCUCCAUUAUCUGCAGUUGAAAGAGGAAAACAAGAAACCAAACCAUUUAAAUCUCCAUCUCCAAGACCUACAAGAAAAUUGCGAGGCACAAAGUUAUCAGAAGAAGAAGAAACUGAAUCAUCUGUUACUGAAACAAGAAAGAAGAAAACUAGGGUAAUAUCAAGUCCAUUGUCAAAGGCAAAAUCACCCACUCCACCAAGAAGGGGUGGGAGUCAGUCCACAAAGAAAGAAGUGAGCCCACUCGCAACAACAGAGCGUCAGAUACGUGCAUGUCGAAGAAAGAAAUAAAGAAUACAGAAGAUGCAGUAAUUGUGCACACACACAUAUCUAUCUACAUGCCACUUUUGUGUGUCACAUAAUUUUUAGUUUUUUCUGUGACAUUUUCUUACAUUGUUGUUGGUGUACUUUCAUAACCUCAGAAAAUGUAAAUAUCAUAGUACUUUUAACUUUUUUAAUGUACAAUGUGUAUUUUUUAUAAGAAAGUAAUGACUGAAGUGAAGCUGAUAGAAUGGUAUCAGCAUUAUUAAUUCAGAGCAGUUUUCAUGAGGUAUUUAAAAGAUUUGGAUAUUGGCCUUAGAAUGUUGCCUUUUAAAAUGUAUGGUACAAAAUGUUUAUGGCUUUGUUUUUUUCUUGUUGUCAUAUGGUGCAAUUUAGUUUCAAUUACAGGUUGUUUAAUGUCCUGACCUCUAAUGUCUAUGAAGGUCCAAACAUUUCUGUGUGUCACAUCUGUAAGUCUUGGAAACUAAUUCCCUGUUUAACAUCUUUCAAAUUAUUCAUGUAUGUUGGUAUAGAUUGGUAGUAUCUAAUGAUGCAAUAUUUCAUUAUAGAAGAAUGUAAUAAAUUGUUACUUCAUUGUUUUUAAAAUAAAACCUAAUCCUUUUCCAUUUUAACUUUCAUUUUCCAAAAUUAAUUUGUGUAAUCAAAAUGUACAAGAAUGUAUUGAAUUUAUGACAAUACCUUUAUACUUCAUUUCUGACAAACCACUUGCAUCAGUGAAUAAAUCAAAUUACUACCAUUGUAAAUUCAGUUCUCAAUGCUGCCACUGAUGGAAGUUUGUGGACAUCUUAAAAAUUUUGAAUUUGGAAAAUAUAUAAAAUAUAACACAUUAUCUCUGGUAAAAUUUAGGGAAGUUUUGACAUUUACAUAAUUGGCAGCUUGGUACCUGGCUUCUAGAGUCAAGCAGUCCAGCAAUUUUUAACCACUAUGGUUCCAUUUUACAGUGGUUGAGUAACUGAUUUUAAGCAGUCAUCUUUACGUUGGUACCUUUAGGUUACCAACUACAUGUAUGACUCUACAAUCUUAGGAAAAGAGGGUUGCUAAGAGUGGGAGCUUUUGUCAGCAAAAUAUUUUGUGCUGCUUGUCAUGUGGAUGAGUUCAGUAAUGUGUUCAAAAUAUUUAGUUUUUCUUAGUGUGUUAAUUAUUUAAUGGUGUAUCAACUUCUAACAAUUGCAUACUGUAUUGGAAUUUGGUAUGUAAGACACCUUUUCAGUUGAAAGUGUUAUAAAUCAGUAGUGGUUUCUGUAGAUGAAGAUACUGUUGACUGGCAUAAUGAAGUACAUUUAGUAUACAGUAGAUAUUGAGUUUUGGUGGAGUGUGAAAUGAUGGCAGGCUAUUGGGCUGAAGUUGUAGAUUCCAAAGUGGAUAGUUUACCUGAUAACACAGUUGGGUGGUUGGAAUUCAAGUUGAUUUUAAUCAUGGUUUUCACUUGCGUGCAGCACAAGUAGCAAAAUAGUCACCUCUCGAUGGGAAUGUAAUAUUUUGUAACUUGCUAGACUGCUGAUAUUUUGAUAAUUGAGUAAUAUUCAUAGUCACAAAUUUGCAUUAAUUAAUACAGAAGCUGUAUUCAGAAUUGAAAUGCUGACAAAUAUGUGUAGCUUAUAAGUAAAACUAUGGGCAUGUUUUUGAAAAGCAGUUUAAUUCAGGAAAUGCUUCCUCAAUGCAGUUCAGACUUAUAACUGGUGUAAAAAUGUAAAGAUAAAACAUUUUAUGUCUUA